Messenger RNA from Budorcas taxicolor (takin), 744 nucleotides. It is a transcript of the gene FGF14, whose product is annotated as fibroblast growth factor 14. The record is from RefSeq and is a predicted model, not a curated record. NCBI's taxonomy places the organism in Eukaryota, Metazoa, Chordata, Mammalia, Artiodactyla, Bovidae. Bases 1 to 744 code for a protein of 247 amino acids. Gene Ontology annotation, biological process: positive regulation of protein phosphorylation; positive regulation of cell population proliferation; positive regulation of gene expression. Gene Ontology annotation, molecular function: growth factor activity; fibroblast growth factor receptor binding. The transcript is spliced from 5 exons. Gene Ontology annotation, cellular component: cytoplasm.
AUGGCCGCGGCCAUCGCCAGCGGCUUGAUCCGCCAGAAGCGGCAGGCGCGGGAGCAGCACUGGGACCGGCCGUCCGCCAGCAGGAGGCGGAGCAGCCCCAGCAAGAACCGCGGGCUCUGCAACGGUAACCUGGUGGACAUCUUCUCCAAAGUUCGCAUCUUCGGCCUCAAGAAGCGCAGAUUGCGGCGCCAAGAUCCCCAGCUCAAGGGUAUAGUGACCAGGUUAUAUUGCAGGCAAGGCUACUACUUGCAAAUGCACCCCGAUGGAGCUCUCGACGGGACCAAGGACGACAGCACUAAUUCUACCCUGUUCAACCUCAUACCAGUGGGACUGCGCGUCGUUGCAAUCCAGGGAGUGAAGACAGGGUUGUACGUAGCCAUGAAUGGAGAAGGUUACCUCUACCCAUCAGAACUUUUUACCCCUGAAUGCAAGUUUAAAGAAUCUGUUUUUGAAAACUAUUAUGUAAUCUACUCAUCUAUGCUGUACAGACAACAGGAAUCUGGCAGAGCCUGGUUUUUGGGAUUGAAUAAAGAAGGGCAAGUUAUGAAAGGAAACAGAGUAAAGAAAACCAAACCAGCAGCUCAUUUUCUACCCAAGCCAUUGGAAGUUGCCAUGUACCGAGAACCGUCUUUGCAUGACGUCGGAGAAACGGUCCCGAAGGCCGGGGUGACGCCGAGUAAAAGCACGAGCGCGUCGGCCAUCAUGAAUGGAGGCAAACCAGUCAACAAAAGUAAGACGACAUAG